GCUUGUGAUCAACAUGACUAUUCGUUUUCCCACAGGUAGAAGGCCAAUGCCAGAUUAUAUCCUUUGGUCACAGAAGGGUAAUCCUUCGGCAGGGAGGUGGCGCUCUUAAAUAUGGUGAUGCGCCUAUUGCGCUCCUUGGUUAUCCUUAUCUUCGUCAGCUUGAUGGUAAUAUCAUAUGGAUGGUAUUCACUAAAAAUCCAUAAGAUGGAAAAGCUCUAUCCGACAAAUCCAUCGGAGCUCGAUCUCCCCGGACUAAGCUUUGAUAAAUCAAUGAAUGUGAAUCUGAUGGAAGAAUUUGGCGCUCUUCAGACAACUCAAUUUAACAGCACCAAAAAUAAACUGAAUGAAUCUUUGGACGCAACUUCCAUUGAAAAUAAUAUAACAUAUUUAUUUAAAAACAUAUUGAACAGUUCCGAAAAUAUCCCACGGACGACAAAGCCUCGUGAAAAUAGUGAAGAGCUUUUGCAUUCAUCACUUCAAAUCAAAGAUAUACAUUCUGAAUAUCGUACAAUCAGAUUCUUCCAUCCAAGCGAAUUUUGGGAGUAUCUUAGAUACAAAGAGCGAGCCACCGGGAUUCCAUGGGCAAGUGCCACCUAUGAAUCGGGUCAUCAGGACAAUGAGAUUGAUGCGGAGAGGAUAUGUCCCAAAAGUGGAGCUUCCAUUAAACUCUUGGUGCUAAUUGCCUCGGCACGGGAUCAUGAGAAACAAAGAAUGGCCAUUAGGCUGACUUGGAUGCACUACGGCAGCAGGAGGGACAUCGGUAUGGCCUUUGUACUGGGACGUGGUAACGACACAAAUGUAAAUGAACGCCUUGACGGGGAAAAUAUGAUGUACGCGGAUAUGAUAAGGGGAAACUUUGUAGACUCUUACAAUAAUCUCACACUCAAGACGAUCUCCGCCCUGGAGUGGACGCACUGGCACUGUCCCCUGGCAAAGUAUGUCCUCAAAACGGACGACGAUAUGUUUAUCAACGUGCCCAAGUUAAUGGAAUUUCUUGACACUCUCAAGGCAAAGCGAAAGAUCUAUGGUCGCAGAGCCGAGAACUGGAUGCCAGUGCGGAAUAAGCGAUCGAAAUAUUAUGUAUCCUACGCCCAGUAUAGCUCAAGAUAUUUCCCUUACUUCACGACUGGGCCCGCCUAUCUGCUCACCGGCGAUAUCGUGGCCGAAUUAUAUGCCCAAGCCCUGGCCACUGCGUUCUUGAAGUUGGAGGAUGUCUUCAUGACCGGCAUCGUGGCCGACGUUUUAGGUAUCGAUCGGAUUAAUGUCAAGGCGAUAGCCAACGUUAAUACGAAUCCGUCGGUAUGUCGCAUUCGUAGUAGAAUCACGGUUCACAUGGUGGAACCCAAUGAUCAGUUUGAUUUGUGGAAGAAGCUGUUCGACACGGCCAUUCGGUGUAAAGAGCAAUGAUUCAUGGAAUCUUUUCUCUAGUUUCCAUUUGCUUUGUGAAAUUUUCAAAUAUUGUAUCCAGAUAGAAAUUCAAAAUAUCUUCCAGAUUCCAGUUCUUUAUAAUCCAAUAUUGAGGUUCUAAAUGUAGAAAACGUAUAUUUAAAUAACAAAAUUGAAUUGUAGAUUUAAUCUUGUACAAAUUUUUUUUUUUAAGAAUAUAUACCUUUAUAAAAACUGAAUUUUCAGUUAAUAGACUGUAAACAAAUGGUACGAGCUAUUAAAAUAUCAUUUUGUUAACGAUUUACAAAAACGAGUAUUGUUAUCCUUAGCUACCAUUUAACAGAUUUUCUGGAAGACCAACAGCUCUCAAAGGGCACUGGUUGCACGGUAUGA
Messenger RNA from Drosophila ananassae, 1779 nucleotides. Its product is annotated as beta-1,3-galactosyltransferase 5. Gene Ontology annotation, cellular component: membrane. The record is from RefSeq and is a predicted model, not a curated record. The transcript is spliced from 4 exons. NCBI's taxonomy places the organism in Eukaryota, Metazoa, Arthropoda, Insecta, Diptera, Drosophilidae. Gene Ontology annotation, molecular function: hexosyltransferase activity. The coding region runs from base 112 to 1407 and encodes 431 amino acids.